This is a messenger RNA of Mucor mucedo, 1654 nucleotides long. RefSeq names its product Aldehyde/histidinol dehydrogenase. The coding region runs from base 24 to 1598 and encodes 524 amino acids. Gene Ontology annotation, biological process: GABA catabolic process. The record is from RefSeq and is a predicted model, not a curated record. The transcript has 6 exons. Gene Ontology annotation, molecular function: succinate-semialdehyde dehydrogenase (NAD+) activity. Lineage: Eukaryota; Fungi; Mucoromycota; Mucoromycetes; Mucorales; Mucoraceae.
GGUGUUCUUCUUCUUUAAAUAAAAUGCUCAAGUCUGCUUUGCAGAACACAUAUAUCAAGUCUUGUUUAAAUACCUGCCGCGCACCCACUGUUAGAAAAUUUGCCAUGAGUGUACCCACUGCCAGAACUAUUGUAACUUCAGUUACCAUUCCCAAGCUCAAGGAUCAAUCUUUAUUCAAAGAACUUGCCUUCAUUAAUAACGAAUGGACCAACAAGAAUAUUACUGAUACCUUUGUUAUUCAUGAUCCUGCUACUGACAAAGAGAUUGGUCAUUUACCCGACAUGGGAGCUAAAGAGACUAAGGAGGCUAUCGAUGUUGCAGCUGAAGCUUUCAAGAGCUGGUCUCAAACAACUGGUAAAGUACGCCAUGACCUUUUAUUGAAGUGGUAUCAAGCCAUGAUGGAAAACCAAGAUGAUCUUGCCACUAUCUUGACUUGGGAGAACGGCAAGACUUUCCCCGAAGCUAAGGGUGAAAUUGCCUAUGCCGCCUCUUUUUAUGAGUGGUUUGCCGAGGAAGCCGUCCGUACUUAUGGUACUGUCAUUCCUUCUCAUAUGCCCAACCAAAGAUUCCUUACCAUUAAGCAACCCGUUGGUGUUGUUGGUAUUAUUACCCCUUGGAAUUUCCCCGCUGCUAUGAUUACCCGUAAGGUCGGUGCUGCUCUUGCUGCUGGAUGUACAGUGGUCAUCAAGCCCGGAGCCGAGACCCCUUACUCUGCCUUAGCUCUUUGUGAGCUUGCUAAGCGUGUUGGCAUCCCUGCUGGUGUAGUCAAUGUUGUUCCUACCCAUAAGCAUGUCUCUGAUGUCGGUAAGGAAUUAUGUACCAACCCCAUUGUUAAGAAGAUUUCUUUCACAGGAUCUACUGCUGUCGGUAAACUUUUGAUGUCUCAAUCUGCUGGUACAAUGAAGAAGAUUUCAAUGGAGUUGGGUGGUAACGCGUCCUUUAUUGUGUUCGAUGAUGCCGAUAUCACAUCUGCCAUUGAUAACAUUGUUGCUUGUAAAUUCAGAGGUACUGGACAAACUUGUGUCUCAGCCAAUCGUAUCUACGUACAAAAGAAUGUUUACAAGGAAUUCUCUACUCGUCUUGCUGAAAAGGUCAACAAGUUCCAAGUAGGUCAUGGUUUUGAUUCCGAUACUACACAUGGUCCCUUGAUAAACAUGAAGGGUAUUGAAAAAGUACAAAGACAUGUUGAAGAUGCUGUCAGCAAGGGUGCCGAGAUUUUGGCAGGUGGUAAACAUCUUGGUGGUAGUUUCUUUGAACCUACCGUUCUCGGAAAGAUGUCAACCGAUAUGGAAAUUCACACUGAAGAAACAUUUGGUCCUGUUGCUGCUAUCUUUGAGUUUGAAACUGAAGAUGAGGUUGUUGAUCUUGCUAACCAUACGCCUUUUGGUUUGGCUAGUUACUUCUUUUCUCGUGACGUUGGACGUUGCUGGAAGGUGGCUGAACGUUUGGAAACUGGUAUGGUCGGUGUCAACACUGGUAUUAUUUCUAGUUGUUACACACCUUUCGGUGGUGUCAAGGAGUCUGGUUUGGGCAGAGAGGGUUCAUACUUGGGUGUAGAUGAUUAUGUUAAUGUUAAAUAUAUCUCUAUGGGUCUGUAAAUAAUUUAUAAAUAAAAACUAUCGAGACAUAUCGUCUGUGAUGUGGCACCAAGGAU